AUGGAUUCCGGGCUGGAUCUUGUCAACCCGGAGAAGCUUGCGAGCCAAUUACGCGAAUACAAGGAGCCUGACAGGGACACACAGCGGAAUGUUUUGAAUCAACGAUUGAACGAGCUGGUGAGCGAUCCCACGUCGCGGUGGUUCAAAUUCCAGCACGAGCCAGAGGAGCUUGACUCUGUGGCGCUGAACAUUCUGAUUGAGCGUACUUUGGCCGAUGUCCAUGAGAGCCAGCACGAGAAGGAGAUCAUGACUGUUCAGGAGGUGCGACUGGUGAAGGAGCAGAUCGCAAGACUUACUGGGGAGAAGGCCGAGGUUUUGGCCGAGCUGGGUCAGAAUUUGCAGCCUGAUAUGGUUAGCCGGUUGCAGACGGUCGACCAAGAGCUCACCUCUUUGCAAAACAGACUCAACACCCACCAGCUGUUGGUUUUGCAGCUGGGAUACGUCCAGGACAUGUCGUUUGAGGUGCCAAUUGGCCGCGGCGACGUGGAGCGGUCGCUGGAAGGACUGGUGUCGAAGGUUGUGUCGCUGUCUGCGCAACACCAAGUGGAGCUGCCGGAGCCGGAGAUCGAGAAGAUGAGAACUGUGGGGGGAAGAAUUGGGUGGGUUUCCGAGUGUGUGUCCACUUUGGUGGGGGGAACCCAAACGGUGGGGUCGCCAACCAGUAAAGCGCGGCAGCUGACCCAGCAGGCAGACGUGUCGAGCGUCGAUGAGCUCAAGACCGCUCUGACCGACCUGCAGUUUGCACACAACUACCUGACGCGCAAGUUCGAGGACGAGCGCGACCUACACAGCAAGAUCCUCAACGACCUGCGCCACAAGCUGAGCCAGUCGCAGGAGCUGCUGAACCACUCGAACGCAGAGCUGUCGAAACAAACGUCCCAGAUAUUAAAGCUGGAGUUACAAAACAGCGACUUACAAACACAUCUAGACACCAAGCACCGCGAGACCAUCAGCCAGGCCAAAGAGCUCAACAUCUUGAAAGUGGACCAUCUGGGCGACAGUGCGGUGGAAAGACCGCGGUCGAUGUACUCGGGCAGCCAGAACACCCAGGCGUCGAACCCGUCCACGCCGUUGACGUCGUUCCACGAGGAGCAGUCGUUUGCGGCCACCUCGUCGCCAACAAGAAACAACGUGAGCGCGUCGAUUUUGCGGCUGGAGUUCAAACGGCUGGUGGCAGAAAUGAACGAGCGGUUUGAGCAGGAGCUGGACGCAGAGAAGGUGGAAAACCAACGGCUGAGAGAUCUAUUGAAGAUAUAUGAGUCCAAACAGCACCAGACCUAG
Molecule: messenger RNA, 1281 nt
Organism: Ogataea philodendri
Lineage: Eukaryota; Fungi; Ascomycota; Pichiomycetes; Pichiales; Pichiaceae
Exons: 1
Coding region: 1-1281 (426 amino acids)
Source: RefSeq, a predicted model, not a curated record